This is a messenger RNA of Episyrphus balteatus (marmalade hoverfly), 2528 nucleotides long. It is a transcript of the gene Traf4, whose product is annotated as TNF receptor-associated factor 4. Gene Ontology annotation, biological process: protein K63-linked ubiquitination; tumor necrosis factor-mediated signaling pathway; regulation of apoptotic process. The transcript has 3 exons. Gene Ontology annotation, cellular component: plasma membrane signaling receptor complex. The record is from RefSeq and is a predicted model, not a curated record. Gene Ontology annotation, molecular function: protein binding; zinc ion binding. The coding region runs from base 318 to 1748 and encodes 476 amino acids. Lineage: Eukaryota; Metazoa; Arthropoda; Insecta; Diptera; Syrphidae.
AACCCACAGACAGACUGGUGGUUUGUCGUUUGUUUCUGUUUUAGAAAUCAGUUGCUUUUCGUCAGUCAUUUAAGUUGGUUGUAUCUUUUCCCUUUUGAUAUUCUCAUUCGGAAUUUUAUAUAUUUUAUUGUGAAACAGAAAAAACAAACACGAUCGCGUAAAAUUUACAUUUUGAAACCAAAAAAUUAGAAACAACAUUCUAGUUAGUGAACUGUAUGUGACAUCUCUUAUACGACUAAUAACCCCUAUAGUGAAGUUUUAAAGUGAAACUGUCAUUUUUAAAAGUCAAGUGACAAACUUAAAAAUAAAGCCACAAUAUGGUUCGUAGUCUAGCACAGUGGACCAAAACUCUCAGUUUUCCCUCACGUCUCUCGCCAAAUCGCAAUUCGAAAGAUUGCAGCGGCACCAAUUUGAAUCAGGUGAGCCCGGUGCCACCGCCAACACCCCCAAGGAAUAAUAAACUUACAAAUUCUACAUCGUCAUCAUCAUCAUCGCCAUCACCACCGCCAACAAAUCACCACAACAAACCAAUUACGGAAUUAACACAAAUUAUCUAUCCAGGGCCAGAUGCUGAAAAAGCCAUAAUGGGAUCAUUAGUAUUUUGUAUUCACCACAAGCAAGGUUGCAAGUGGUCAGAUGAACUAAGAAAGUUGAAGGGACAUUUAAACACCUGCAAGCAUGACGCCACCCAAUGCCCAAACAAGUGUGGCGCCCAGAUUCCCCGCAUCAUGAUGACAGAUCAUCUGCAAUUCACCUGCAGUUCACGUCGCGCCAAAUGUGAAUUCUGUCACACAGAGUUCAGUGGUCAAGGCUUGGAAGAGCACGCAGGCACCUGCAGCCAAGAGCACAUCUACUGCGAGGCCAAAUGUGGGAUGCGUGUGCAGCGCGGCCGACUAAACAUACACAAGGCAAAGGAUUGCAUUAAACGUCUGCGUCGUUGUCCUCAUUGCACGAGGGAAUUUUCUGCCGAUACAUUGGCCUUGCAUGGGGCACAAUGUCCACGUGCCCCCAUCACCUGUCCACAGAGAUGUGAGGCUGGUCCGAUUGCUCGUGGUGAUAUGGAAGGACAUUUGCGGGAUGAAUGCAAGGCAUUGGCUAUCUUUUGUACAUUCAGAGAGGCUGGUUGUCGCUUCAAGGGACCACGUCACUUACUCGAAACGCAUUUGGAAGCAAAUGCAGCAUCACAUUUGUCUCUAAUGGUGGCCUUGUCGUCGCGUCAAGGGCAGCAAAUUCAAAUGCUCAAGUCAGCCGUUGCCAAACUCUCGACAAACUACACGGGAACACUUCUUUGGAAGAUCACAGAUUGGUCGGCAAAAAUGGCUGAAGCUAAAGGCAAGGAUGGUCUUGAAUUGGUCUCUCCACCAUUUUUCACCAGUCAAUAUGGGUAUAAAUUGCAAGCUUCGAUGUUUUUGAAUGGCAACGGCCCUGGUGAGGGUACACAUGUGUCAGUCUAUAUUAAGGUACUUCCCGGUGAAUAUGAUGCCCUUCUCAAGUGGCCUUUCGGACACUCAAUCACAUUCACGCUCUUCGAACAAGGAGCCCACAGUGGUCAAGGAGGUGUUGCCGAAUCAUUCAUACCCGAUCCAACUUGGGAGAAUUUCCAGCGCCCCUCAACCGAAGUCGAUCAACUUGGUUUCGGUUUCCCACGAUUCAUCUCCCAUGACUUGCUUCACCGAAGACCAUUCAUCAAAGAAGAUACUGUAUUCCUAAGGGUUAAGGUAGAUCCUAGUAAAAUUGUUGCCGUUUAAGAAAAGAUUAUUUUAUAAGAUAUUAAUAUUAAGCUUCCCUAAACGCCCACCAGAGCUCUUCAUAUGUAAAUACUGUGUAUUUUUUCGAAAUUGAGCUCAUUGUAAAUAUAAAUUUUAAAAGAAGCAAAAUUCAUCCAAAAUUAAGCUCUUCGGUCGAGUAGACAAAAGUCAGCUACUUUUCGUACUGUCAAGAGCUUAGAUUAAGAUAAUUUUAUUGUAUGAUCAACGAGACAACUCAGGGGUUCAUUUAAGGACCUUAACUGUUUACUUUUUUUUUAUUUAAUUAAUUUUAAUCUUAAUUUUUUUGAAUAUUCGAAUGAAAAAAAAAACUGAAAUUGAAGAAAAAAAAUAAAAGUUUUCAACAAAAUUCCUCUACUGCUGGAGAUAAACCAAAGUAUAAUACAAAAACAAAAAUGAAUCAAAGAAGAUGCAUACGUUUUUCUUUUUUCAUUCAAAUUGAAAAGUGAAUCACAUUCGCAUUUUAUUUUUUGAGUUUUUUUUUAUCUUAAGUUUUUUAAUUUUUGUAAUUGUUUCCUUUUUUAAAUUUGUUUCAAGAGAAAAGUAAAAUUUUAUUAUUUAUGAAAAAAGUCUUAUUAAAAAAAUGUAAAUAUUGUCGAAAGUAAAAAAAAAAAAUAUUACGAAAUGAAUGUAACAGCAAAAUAAAUAUAUAAAAAUGUGUUUCAAAUGUUUAUGAUCCGGUACACAUUCGUUUGUGUGCGGAAAUUAUAUCUUUGUAGUCAUUAGUUUAAUAAGUUUUAUAUUUAACAAGCAAAUAAAUGA